GGUUCAGCCUCUAAACAACACUGAUGUCCAGCUCAGAUGGGAAACAGAGCGAGCUGCACCAGUAAGGUUAGGGUUUCCUGGAGGUCCUUUCCAAAUGCCUACAAAAAGAGGAGACAAAUUAGCAGGACAGCAGCAAUAAAUUCUCAAAUUUUCCAUCCUGGAACAUGAAGUAUUUGGGAAAGUUAUCUAACUGCUAUCGAGUUGAAUAUAAAUUGUGAUAAUUAUACAUCAACAGUGAGGUGAGAGAUACAGAUAUGAGCUCAGAGGAGGAGCCAAAGUACCAGACACCGCCCACCUGCGAUCUGCUCAGCCUUCUGCUGAGGAACAGACGCCCCACUGGAGCUGUCAAUGAGGUUUGGCCCAACCUCUACAUCGGAGACGCGGCUACGGCUCAGGAUAAAACGCUGUUAGUGACUCUGGAAAUAACACACGUGGUGAAUGCUGCAGAUGGCCCCCAGCACAUUGACACGGGGCCACGUUUCUACAAAGACACCAACAUACUGUAUCAUGGAGUAGAGGCAGCAGACUGCAGAGAUUUUGACUUGAGCCCAUUCUUCACGGAGACGGCUGAUUUCAUUCAUGGUGCUCUGAGUCAGAAAGGUAAGGUGCUUGUCCACUGCGCUCGAGGAAUCAGCCGCUCAGCGACUCUUGUGUUGGCCUUCCUCAUGAUCAAAGAAAGACUUACCCUCAUGGAGGCCGUGGAGGUUGUUUGCAGCCACAGAAAUAUUCUGCCAAAUGUUGGAUUCCUGAAGCAGCUCUGUCUUCCUGACUCAUCUUUGGCCCUGCAGAGGAGGACGUAACACUCAGGAAGAGGAGAGGAGACAUAAAUGUUGGGAUGUUGUUGAGUUUUUAAUCACUUUUAUGCAUCCUUCAUAUUGUUUCUGCGUAGAUUCUCAGUCAUAAAGGUAAUUUCAACCCUAAGAGCGUGUGUAGAAGGUAACUGGACUUCUGUUUUUGAUGCCUGAAGAUGUUUUCAAGAAGUGAAAACAAAAGUCUAAUUGCCUUCUACUAAAGCUCUUACAAUUAUCCCUCACAUUAUCUAUUUAACACACCAUGAUCCCUAGCUGUGGAUUUUUAGGAUGUAUUUUUUACCUUGCAGGCAGUCAUUGUUUUCCAUUAAUUGCUGAGCAUGAAAAUCAAUUAGCCCACUUUUGCUUGAGUUGUGUAAUUAACUGCUCCAAAAACUCCCAUUACAGUAUAAUGAUAUGCUGUUUAUGAGCAGAUUAAAAAUGUGUAAAAAAAAAAAAAAACUACUCUGUAUUACAUCACAAUGUAAUUUUGCCAAAAAUAGAUGCACGCUCCAUGUUCUCUGAAUUACGCAGCUCAAGCAAGUUUCAAGUGUGCUACUCACAGCUGCAGGCUUGAAACUUCAGUCACAUAAGAAAGACAGAAAACAUGACCAGCAAAAGAUUUGAUUUGAUGA
This is a messenger RNA of Amphiprion ocellaris (clown anemonefish), 1423 nucleotides long. RefSeq names its product dual specificity phosphatase 29-like. Gene Ontology annotation, biological process: protein dephosphorylation; negative regulation of MAPK cascade. Gene Ontology annotation, cellular component: cytoplasm. The transcript has 3 exons. NCBI's taxonomy places the organism in Eukaryota, Metazoa, Chordata, Actinopteri, Pomacentridae. Gene Ontology annotation, molecular function: MAP kinase phosphatase activity; protein tyrosine/serine/threonine phosphatase activity. Bases 255 to 800 code for a protein of 181 amino acids. The record is from RefSeq and is a predicted model, not a curated record.